Messenger RNA from Onychomys torridus (southern grasshopper mouse), 456 nucleotides. RefSeq names its product 60S ribosomal protein L29-like. The transcript has a single exon. Lineage: Eukaryota; Metazoa; Chordata; Mammalia; Rodentia; Cricetidae. Gene Ontology annotation, cellular component: ribosome; cytosolic large ribosomal subunit. Bases 1 to 414 code for a protein of 137 amino acids. Gene Ontology annotation, biological process: cytoplasmic translation. The record is from RefSeq and is a predicted model, not a curated record. Gene Ontology annotation, molecular function: structural constituent of ribosome.
AUGGCCAAAUCCAAGAACCACACCACACACAACCAAUCUCGAAAAUGGCACAGAAAUGGUAUCAAGAAACCCAGGUCACAAAGAUAUGAAUCUCUCAAGGGGGUGGACCCCAAGUUCCUGAGGAACAUGUGCUUCGCCAAGAAGCACAAGAAAGGCCUGAAGAAGAUGCAGGCCAACAACGCAAAGGCAGUGAGUGUCCGUGCAGAGGCCAUCAAGGCCCUUGUGAAGCCCGAGGUGGUUAAACCCAAGAUGCCGAAGGGCCCCAGCCGCAAGCUCAGCCAUCUUGCUUUCAUCGCUCACCCCAAGCUCGGGAAGCGGAUUAGAAGCUCCAUGGCCAAGGGCCAUGGGCUCUGCCAACCAAAGCCCAAGGCUCAGCUCCAGCUCAGGCUCCCAAAGGUGCCCAGGCCCCUGUGAAGGCCCCAUAGAAAAAGUUUGUCUGCCAGACAGAUGGACUGU